Messenger RNA from Durusdinium trenchii, 2571 nucleotides. NCBI's taxonomy places the organism in Eukaryota, Dinophyceae, Suessiales, Symbiodiniaceae. The record is from the annotation of a GenBank genome assembly.
AUGGCAAGAACGAAACAAUAUGCUUGUGGAGGCAAUUUGUCAUGGAUCAAGAUGGGCUUCACAACAUCUCCUGGUGUGCCAUACAACCAGAACUCAAUCUUGAAGCUCAAGGACUUCUACUUCCAGGGGCAGGAGGCCCCCCGGCGCUUCCCAGGUUUGAUCAUUGUCGCAGUGUCCCUCCAGCAGGCCCAAAAUGGGAUGAUGAGUGAAAAGGGCGCUAUGGAAUCAGUCUCUCCCCCAGAGCUUGUCCACGCUUUUGUGCUUCGCCUGGCUGAGCUUAUCCGUGAAAAGACCUCAGAUGAUCUUUUGGAAGGAUGGCUUAGGGUCAUCCUGUCUACGAUGUUCAUGUUUGAGCUUCUUCCAACUGUUGAUGACAGAUCUGCGCGGGCAGACUCUUUACGGGAAAGCGCUGUGGCAGACUACCAUGGGUUUGCCUGGACUGUUCUUCAGAAGGUUUACCAUUUGGGUCUCUUUCGUCAACGAAAGGAACGAGAUCUUGGCACUCUGAGCGCUCAGCGGGUUGCACAGCUCUACAAUGAGGACAGCCUGAAUUGGGUUGAGCGGGCAACGGCGGCAGAUUCAGAAGCGAUUACAGAGAGCUAUGUGGAUCAAGCCAUGACUGUAUGGUCCAGGAUGUUGAGCUGCAAAGAAAUUGCUGACGUCCUACAUUGCAUGGAUCGCACUUAUGGCCAUGAUGCCCCGUUGAAUGGAAUCGUGCAGUACCAGCUGAUGAUCUCCAAGACAAGAACGCAGGAAAUGUUGCUUUGGUGCCUGAAGUGCAUCGAACAGUAUUUCACUUGUGGAUACCUGACCAAGGGUGAUUUGACGACCAGGCAGAUUAGCGCUUCCGGUGGUAACAAAGGCACCAUUGACUUGUUCAUGUUCAAGCGGGAGUUGCUGGACCAUUUUCUUGGGAGCUUUGUGGAUGAGAAGGUGGAGUGUGAUUCCACACGGAAAGCCAUCCGCGCUGCGCUUGAAUCCCAUGACAGUCAUCACAAGGCUUUCGGUUGGCCGAAAGAUGAUGCCCAACCAGAUUUGACUUGGAAUGCUGCCUGGCUGGAGUCUGAACGCUCUGUGCUUUUCCUGGCCGAGGGGUUGGUCUUCAGCAAUGCAAAUGACCCAACUUUAAAGCAGGCGCUGAAGAACCGGAAGUCGAUCACCGAGGCAUUGCAAUAUGGUGGCGUUGAAGAGCUUGUGAAGGAGAUUGACAAGCAAAUUGAGAAAGAGAAGAAGGAGUCCGGCCAGGCGUUGCCAGGGACAGCACCACAGCCAUCAACGCUAAGCAUUGAUGAUGUUCCUGAGCACAUUCUGACAACAGGCAUUGAGGACCUUGAGACGGACGAAGACAAAAUUUUGAAGUAUAGGUCUAUGGCCAUGCACACAGUGAAGCAGAGAGUCAAGCUGAUUGUGGAGCCUGUCAGUGAAUCAGCCUUUGCCACGGCGCUGAGUGAUGCUGAGAUUGGCAAGAUGCGUGGCACACAGGAACGAAGGAUCCUGGCUUUGUACGAUGUCAAAAAGUGCGGAGAGAGUAUAACAGCUCCACACUUGCGCACUGCGCCAUUGCGCAAAGAUCACUGCCAAAAAGCUGUACGAGCUUUCUUGCAGAGCCGUGGUUCCAUGGAGAUGCAUGAACACGACCUUCUCUUUUUCAUGGACGCUGGCAAGCAUGGCAACGAUCGAAUUUUCAGCAGCCUGUUUGUCACGGAUGAGAACAAACGCAUCCAGCAUGAGAAGCGGACCAUUUUCCUGUCCUAUUCUGAAGUGGAAAUGAUGCACGUUUUCAGCCGGAGCAAUCUAGAAAUGCCGGAGGUGAAGAGAUCCAUCUACCCAGGGAGCAGCUCAGGUGACUUGGUUGGGCCGAUCAAUGUCGAGAAGUUCAGUGACCGGCUUUGGCAAGUGACUGAGGCGGAGAAGAAGAAGUACUAUGGAUCUUUUCGCAUUGCGGUUGGAGGUCCUACUGAGACGUCGCCGCAAGAAAGUGCAAAGCGCCCCCAGUACAAGCGCUCGGAGCUAGCCCGGAAGCCAGAGGGUCAGGAUGAGAGCAUCGCAUUUGAACCUAUGGCCUAUAGCGGGGCUCCUCCAGAGUUUUACAAAGACCUGUUCCACGUUUGGGCUCCGAGGGCCAUACUCGACUUUACGGCCUGUGACUUGACGCCUGCAUUCAUCGCCAUUGAGUCCAAGUUGCCAUACUUAGGCGUGAUGUACACAGAGGAUCACAUGGUCGCCGGCUACAAGCAUCUCAGCCAGCUUGUCUUUGAGGCCAUGUGUGACGAGUCGAGCCCCUUGCAUGAUGCCAAGCUGAGUGCCCUUGUGCACAAAAACGAAAAGCCCAAUGACGAGCAGGCCAACAACAAAAAGAAGCGUCCGAGAAAGGGGACAUCAAAGACAAAGACGGAGGAGGAAAAUGCGGGAGGCGAAGAGCAAGAACAACAGGAACCGGCGGGCGAGGGUGUGGAAGAGAGCGGAAAGAACGAUGGUGAAGAAAAGAAGACAAAGAAGCCAAAGACAGAGUCCAAAUCCCAAUCGCUGGACGCUCUCAUGGCCCAGCUGCAGGGCCUUCGAAAGCAGUGA